This is a messenger RNA of Prorocentrum cordatum, 830 nucleotides long. Lineage: Eukaryota; Dinophyceae; Prorocentrales; Prorocentraceae. The record is from the annotation of a GenBank genome assembly.
UAUACAGCUAUGUGGCUCAAGAUCUCGUACACCUUCAACGUCACACUUGUUUUCUUUGCGCGCUGGGAGAGCCAGCGCUACGCCGCCCUCUGGCUCGGCGACGCGAUGGGCGACGCCGCGGGCAGCAUGGACUUGAACGAGCUGCUCAAGAAGCGCAGGCGACCCGGGCCAGAGGGCCAGGGCAACGGGGCAGACGCACCUCCCAGCAAGAAGCAGCAGGUGGGAGAGCUGGCGGACGCCGCCGAGGACGGCCUCCAGGAGGUCGAGGGGGCCCUGCGGGCCCGAGACAUGCAGACGGCAGUCCCCAUCUUGCUCAAGAUGGCGUGCAUGCGCGCGCAGGUGCUCAGGGACCUGGCAGCGUCGGAGCGGGUGUGCCUCAUCAUCCCCGCGGCGUGCUUCCUGGUCGCCGCGGGGAGCCCAUGCUGGGACCCGCCAUAUUUGUACAUCGCGCGAGGCGUGUGCAAGUCGAUGGUAGACUCCGAGAAGUUCAAGGAGGGGGCGGCCAAGGCGCACGAGAUCUUGGCCCUCUUCUUCGGGAAGUUCGCGUUGUGCUGUGCGGCGGCGGAGCUCGGCUUAGCGAUUGGGCGCGUCAGGCUGAAGAAGUGCUACAACGACGACUACACGAGGAUGCAGUUCUCUUUCGCGGGCGAGGUGACGGCCCCCCUCUCGGGCGCUGCGCAGGGCAUGCCGACGGAGCGGGCGAUCAGCAAGCUGGAGCUAGAGCAGGCGGUGAUCAAGCUGGCGCAGAUGGAAGGCGCCAAGCUCAAGCUCGGCGCCGCGCCACAGGGCCACCUCGAGGCGCUGGCGCAGCGGCUGAUCGACAAUGCCAG